Callithrix jacchus (white-tufted-ear marmoset) is the source of this 3728-nucleotide messenger RNA. Its product is annotated as keratin, type I cuticular Ha8. Gene Ontology annotation, biological process: epithelial cell differentiation; intermediate filament organization. Gene Ontology annotation, molecular function: structural molecule activity. The record is from RefSeq and is a predicted model, not a curated record. Gene Ontology annotation, cellular component: cytoskeleton. NCBI's taxonomy places the organism in Eukaryota, Metazoa, Chordata, Mammalia, Primates, Cebidae.
UUAGAAAAACGACUUUACAUCUCUGGUCUCAAUGGCUUAUUUAUUUAUGUUGUAAAAUUAAGAGUACCCACCUCCCAGGUUGGAAGCAGAGAUGAAAAGGUGUCAUUGCUCAAUCCCCUAGCACAUAGGGUGAAGGUUCAUAACUAACUUUAGAACCAAGGAGGCAAGGCGUGAAGAGGGCCCACUCAACAUCCCGAUCACGCAACUUCCUCCUACUUUCAUGGCCACGUCCUUAUUUGAGGUUCAGUAAGAUUACUGCUCAUUUCUUUUUGUUUGUUUCUGGCUUCUUGAGCUUGCCCUGUUUGGUCAAGAUAAAUGACAGUUUUCGGAGUCAUCCUCAUUCUCACGAGCUUCUCAGAUGCCUUGUUUGAGACAUCAUGUCUACACAAGUUACAGUUGUUUCCCAACGGCAGGAACUGUUCCGUGCUUAACCAACUAUAUGCCAAGCAUCAGCACAGUGCCUGGCAUUCAGGAUGUAACCAGGGGAUGUGUGUUGUGAACAGAUUUGUCUAAGUCUUGUUGCUCCUCAAAGUGAGUCUGAAGGGCAACCAACUAAAGAAAGAAGAAAUGUAGGAUGUCUUGAUAACCCAAUUUAACACCAUAACAUUCACCAAUACCAAGACUCAGUUUCUUCCCUGGAUAGGGAAGGCUGGUUGAGUCUUAACCCAAGUGAGCACCACUGUCAUCACAGGGGUUAGUCCUGCUACGCCACUGACCAACAGGAAAAUUUGUGCCUUUGGAGUGGACAAAUCCAUGAAGAGGCCAAACCCUGUCAAAGUCUAAGCAUCUGAUGGCUAAAAUAACUUGGUUUCUUUAAAAAAUAAUACAAAGCUUCUGACUCCCCCCACCAAAAGCCAACCUGAUAUCAAAGAGCCAAGAGGCAUCUCAGAUUCGUCAACAUUCCUUUAAUGAGCUGAGAAACGUUUCAUGGUAAACUCAGCAGCUGAGUAACAGGAUGAUGGCACCACAACAGAUAAUCAAGGCAGGAGGUCAAAGCAUUGGAGCCAACACCCACCCGGGAUGGGGUAUAAAAGGGCCGGGAGGAGAAGAGGCUUCAGACUUAGUGACUUGGCCUUUCCAGCUGAUCUGAAGCUCCUGUGCAACCUCAGCCCAACACCAUGACCUCCUCCUACAGCAGCUCCUCCUGCCUUCUGGGCUGCACCAUGGGUCCUGGAGCAAGAAAUGCCUCCGUCUCUCCCAUCGACAUUGGGUGCCAGCCCGGGGCAGAGGCCAAGGCUGCCUCCAUGUGCCUCUUGGCCAAUGUGGCACAUGCCAACCGAGUCCGUGUGGGGUCGACUCCCCUGGGCCGCCCCAGUCUCUGUCUACCCCCCACCUGCCACACUGCUUGUCCCUUGCCAGGGACCUGCCACAUUCCCGGCAACAUCGGAAUCUGUGGGGCCUAUGGUGAAAACACCCUGAAUGGCCAUGAGAAGGAGACCAUGCAGUUCCUGAAUGACCGCCUGGCCAACUACCUGGAGAAGGUGCGACAGCUGGAGCGGGACAACGCGGAGCUAGAGAGCCAACUCCGUGAGAGGAGCAAGUGCCACGAGUCCACCGUGUGCCCCGACUACCAGUCCUACUUCCGCACCAUCGAGGAGCUCCAGCAGAAGAUCCUGUGCAGCAAGGCUGAGAACGCCAGGCUGAUUGUACAAAUCGACAAUGCCAAGCUGGCUGCCGAUGACUUUAGGAUCAAGCUGGAGAGUGAGCGCUCCCUGCGUCAGCUGGUGGAGGCGGACAUGUGUGGUACGCAGAAGCUCCUGGAUGAUGCGACCCUGGCCAAGGCCGACCUGGAGGCCCAGCAGGAGUCCCUGAAGGAAGAGCAGCUCUCUCUCAAGAGCAACCAUGAGCAGGAAGUAAAGACUCUGAGGAGUCAGCUAGGGGACAAGAUCCGGAUCGAGCUGGACAUUGAGCCCACCAUUGACCUGAGCAGGGUGCUGGGGGAGAUGCGGGCUCAGUACGAGGCCAUGGUGGAGACCAACCGCCAGGACGCGGAGCAGUGGUUCCAAGCCCAGUCUGAAGGCAUCAGCCUGCAGGCCAUGUCCUGCUCUGAGGAGAUUCAGUGCUGCCAGUCGGAGAUCCUGGAGCUGAGAUGCACGGUGAACGCCCUGGAGGUGGAGCGCCAAGCCCAGCACACCUUGAAGGACUGUCUGCAGAACUCCCUGUGUGAAGCCGAGGACCGCUACGGCACGGAGCUGGCCCAGAUGCAGAGCCUCAUUAGCAACGUGGAGGAGCAGCUGUCUGAGAUCCGAGCUGACCUGGAGCGGCAGAACCAGGAGUAUCAGGUGCUGCUGGACGUGAAGGCCCGGCUGGAGAAUGAGAUUGCCACGUACCGGAACCUUCUGGAGAGUGAGGACUGCAAACUCCCCUGUAAUCCGUGCUCCACGCCUCCCUCCUGUGUGGCUGCCGCAUGUGCUCCUUGUCCAAGCUGUGGCCCCAGCACCACCUGUGGAGCUAGCACCGGAAGCCGAUUCUGAAUGCCUGUGGACCCGUGGGGGCUGGCUCAGGCAAGGGAUACCCAGAGAGAGAUGCUUGUUAUACCUUUAGAAAAUCUGGCUUCUAACUUUCUGUAUGUAUAGGCCUGUCCAAAGGCUAUGAGACACCAGGGACAGUGGAAUCUUGAUGUGAAAUCCCUCCUUUCCAGCUCUGGUUUUCCCAGAUGAGUUCUAUGCCCUCAGUGGAUGGAUUCCAACCGCCCAUGGUGGCUCCGAAUAUCUGGAUUGGAGAGAUGUAAGGUUGAAAAAGUGUCUGGAGUGGGAGUACAGCAUCAUUUAAAAUUGCACUUGCACUUCAAGGACACCAACUUUAACUUGAAAAAUCUUUAUAGUUUGUGACAAAGGAAGUGAAGAACAGGCUUCCCUGUCUGAGAUUCGCCAUGUUUCUUGGGUUGUUUUUAACAUUGCCAACCUGGAUUAUGGCAUCAGGGAGCGGGAAAUAGAACCGGAAUUGUACCUGACCCUUUCUUUUCUAAUUCCCUUCUAUCCUUCUGCCUCCCUACCUUGGACGCUGAUUAAGUAGAACAUUUCCUGGUAUCAAAUCCUGAGUUCUCUCUACGUCAGGGUUUCUAGCUUUGACAAAGGACUAGACUUUCCUUUUCUGUGGCAAAACAGCCUCUUACAUAUGGCUUACAUAGCUUCUUGCUAUGUGAAAGGAACUUUCAUAAGAAAUGUCUCUUUUUUUUCUCUAUAAAUUCCGACUCUCAAGACUUGUCUGGCUAUAACCCCUGUCCCUAUCUAAUUCUCCUAGUUUAAAAUACAAACAACAACUUCAUUUUUUUUCCUAGUAUUUCCUCCUGAAGUACUGAAACCUGUUGAUUUAACAGGUGGAGAACUGCUAGGUUUGAUGUGCUUCCACCUCUUCUCUUCCUACUCUCUAUCUUUCUUACCAUGAUUCAGCCACGCUGGCCUUUCUGUUCCUUGGACAUGGCUGGAGACCUGUCCCUGCUCAUCUUCUCUCUGGGGUGCUCUUCCCCCUCACUAUAAAUGUUCAGGUCAGUUGCAAGUUUCCUUCUUCUGAGAGCUCCUGCUUGACUCUCAGUGUAAAGGACUCACAACACCCGACACUGUCCUGCUCAUUUAGCACCUCCAACAGCUGAACUUGCCUCUGUAUCUACUGUUUUCCCAAUCAAAAUGCUUACUCAAGAUUAGCAAUUGUUCACACUGCAUCUCCAGAGCCUCGCCCACUGCUUGGUACAUAAUGGAUGCUUAAUAAAUAUCUGUUGUAAGAACGAA